Nannochloropsis gaditana CCMP526 is the source of this 424-nucleotide messenger RNA. Its product is annotated as autophagy ubiquitin-activating enzyme. The annotation marks the transcript as partial. The record is from RefSeq and is a predicted model, not a curated record. The transcript has a single exon.
CGGGGGUGGUGCACAAUUUCAACACGGACGAGGCGUUCAGGGCUUUCGAUAAGCGAGCAUGGAUGGACCGUCUGGGUCUACAGGUGUGGAGGGAUAUCAUGGAGCCGGGGCGUGACGCGGCCGUGCUUAGGGAUCCAGGUCGCCUGGCACGCUUCGGUACCUUGUGCUUCGCGGACAUCAAACGGAAUGUUUUCAUCUACUGGUUCGCCUUUCCCGCGGUGGUCAGUGCCCCGCCCUUCCGGCACUUGAAGGCGCCCGCCCCUUUGGCAGAGGCUGGGCAAGGGGAAGGAAACCCGUUUUUUUCAGGGACCGAGUGCUCUCUUCUGUACCAGGGCUUGCUGGCGUACCGUCAACGUCGCUUCCAGGAGACGGGCGACGCGUCCUGUCCUCCCUUCUUCCUCAUCCUCCGUUCCACGACCCCCCC